Amoebophrya sp. A25 is the source of this 1002-nucleotide messenger RNA. Lineage: Eukaryota; Dinophyceae; Syndiniales; Amoebophryaceae. The record is from the annotation of a GenBank genome assembly.
AGAAGAGUCUGCUCCUGCAGCUCGCUUUUCAGCAGCAGCAUCUACAUAGCUUCUUGCUGCUCCUUGUUUCGAACUCAAAAUAACGCAAUGGCCGACGAGUUUCCAGCCGACCAAGAGCAAGCUGCUCGUGACCUUGCAUCUUUGCGGCAACCUAAGUCGAAAGUGAAGAACUGGGACUGUCCCUACCUGGACGAUAAUUCGGGGCAGAUGGUCUUCUUCUUCAAGAGCCUGAUCACCUUGAAGAGUUCGAAUUAUCAUCGGGCCUUGUCCUCUUUGCACAUCACGUUGCGCGACCUGUAUCAUGUGCAUCUCGAUCGUUUUAAGACCUCGGGCAGUGCAGCUGACUUGGUAGCAUUUCUAAGAGUCUUCUCGUUGAAGUUGAGGAGUCAGCUGCUGUAGUAGUUGUAGCGUGGCUCUGAGUGAACUUGCGCAUCUUCGAACUGUAAGGCUUUUCGAGGAUCUCCCCUCCUGUUUUGACCUUAGGAAGUUGGUUUCUGUAGAUGACUUCCCACGAACUCAUCUCCAACUCAACCACCAUAAGAGUCCUUCUAUCAAUCCCUUGCUUUUACCUUCGUUACAGGCUUACAUUCUCGCCUGGAUGAAAGCAGAUGAUGGAGCAGCGUUUAUUCAAAUUAUUUCCGCGUGCAGUUUCAAACAUCUGCUCGAUGGCCUCGAUUUGAAUACUGCUGAGGCAGUCGGCCAACGCAUUGAGGAUUGGGCUCAGCAGCUCCAUAAUAUGAACCGGAAGCGUAAUCCAAAGGAACAGCUAAAACGAGAGCAGGUGCUACCUCGGUUACUUCUACAAGUGUUGGAUUUAGGAUAAGGGUCGCGAUCUUCUCUUUUUAUAUUCUCCUAUAAUAGAUUUUUCAGACUUCUGCUCUAGUGGAUUAUAAGCGCGUCAAGCACUACUAUAGAUUCUCUCUUUCUUACCAUAAAGAUACCUUAAAGAAAUCCAUCCAAAACGCACCUCUGCCAGCAACUUGCGCUGCGGGUUAUCAUGAG